Molecule: messenger RNA, 1733 nt
Organism: Acomys russatus (golden spiny mouse)
Lineage: Eukaryota; Metazoa; Chordata; Mammalia; Rodentia; Muridae
Gene: Vrk3
Product: VRK serine/threonine kinase 3
Exons: 13
Coding region: 83-1444 (453 amino acids)
Biological process (GO): peptidyl-serine phosphorylation; signal transduction
Cellular component (GO): nucleus; cytoplasm
Molecular function (GO): protein serine/threonine kinase activity; ATP binding
Source: RefSeq, a predicted model, not a curated record
CCUCUCUCUUCAUGCCCAGGCUGGUGUCAAGAUGGAGUGUCUAACCCAGUAACCCAAGGACCAGAGCCUGAGUGCACACAGCAUGAUCUCCUUCUGUCCAGCAUGUGGCCAAAGUGUCAAAGCAUCAUUCAAGUUCUGCCCGUACUGUGGCAAGGCCCUGCCUGUAGAGGAGCCUGGAGGCACCCAGCCUGACACUCCGCCUCUGCUGUCAUCCCUUCGAGGCUCGAGGAGAGGACUGAGCUCCAGUUCUGAAAGCUCCCCCAAGAGAGUGAAGUGGCCACACACUGUCACUUCCCUCCCGCCCUCGCUCCACUCCGACUGGGACAGUUCUGAGUCUGAAGAAACCCUGGGUUCUCCUGACAGAGCCACAGGCACCUGGAGCAGACCCCCGACCCCCAAAGGCAGUCCCCAGACCACCAGGCUAAGCCCUCAGACCCUGAAACGGAGCCGGGUGACCACCUCACUCCAGGCUUUGCCCACGGGGACAGAGCUGACAGACAAGAACGGGCAGCACUGGACACUGGGGGCUCUCCAGACGCGGGAUGACCAAGGCAUUCUCUAUGAAGCUGAGCCCACUUCCGUCUUCCCCUGUGAAUCAAGGACCCAGACACACAGAUUCUCGCUCAAAUUGGACUCCAAGGAUGGGCGCCUUUUCAAUGAGCAGAACUUCUUUCAGAGAGCAGCCAAGUCUGUGCAAGUGAACAAGUGGAAGAAGCAGUGCCUGGUCCCACUCUUGGCCAUCCCCACCUGCGUGGGCUUUGGCCUUCACCAGGACAAGUACAGGUUCCUGGUGUUCCCCAGCCUGGGCCGGAGCCUUCAGUCUGUCCUGGAUGACAACGCAAAGCAUGUGAUAUCAGAGAGGUGUGUGCUACAGGUAGCCUGCAGGCUGCUGGACACUCUGGAGUUUAUCCAUGAAAAUGAGUAUGUGCACGGCAACCUCACGGCCGAGAAUGUGUUUGUGAAUCCAGAGGAUCUGAGCCAGGUGACCCUGGUGGGCUAUGGCUUCACCUUCCGCUACUGUCCUGGUGGCAAACACGUGGCCUACAAAGAAGGCAGCAGGAGUCUACACGAGGGGGACCUGGAGUUCAUUAGUGUGGACAUUCACAAGGGAUGCGGGCCCUCCCGCCGCAGUGAUCUCCAGACCUUGGGCUACUGUAUGCUCAAGUGGCUUUAUGGGUCCCUGCCAUGGACAAACUGCCUUCCCAACACCGAGGAGAUCACUAGGCAGAAGCAGAAGUAUCUGGACAGUCCUGAGCCCCUUGUGGGACUGUGUGGCCGUUGGUGCAAGGCCUCAGAGACCCUGCAGGAAUACCUGAAAAUGGUGAUGGCCCUCAAGUAUGAGGAGAAGCCGCCCUAUGUCACACUGAGGAGCAGUCUAGAAGCCCGGCUGCAGGAUCUGCGGGUGUCACCCUAUGACCCCCUGGACCUCCAGAUGGUGCCUUAGGUGGAAUCCAGGUGAGGAGGUUGGUGACUUGGCCCCUGACCCCAGCCAGGCCUGUGAGGGACUGGGUGCCCCAGGCCCAGCUCCUGGGAGAUCCUCGGUUUCCCCAUGGGCUCCUGAAGUCAAUUCAAGAGAAAUCCAGACAGCUAGAAUUCAUCCGGAUGAUUUGUGGUAACCAGAAAAUUCUGCGGGUAGCCAGGUGUGAUGGUGCCUGUCAGUUACCCCAGCACUGAGGUGGAGACAGGAGAAUCAGGUCAGUGCUGGCUUUAGCUGUAUAAGACGCUAUUAUAAA